AUGAAGAUGGCCUUAUUAAUAUUAAUGACGUUAUUCAUUUGUAUUAAUGGAAUUUAACAGAGUAAUGGAAUGCUUGAUCUCUAAAAUUUAUAAGCACAUUAACUAUUUACAAAAGUAAACAAAAAUAUUACAUAAUAAGAAUGUGUAAUUUGAUUAAGAAUUUGAUGAAAUUCCAAAAGUGGUCGUAUCAAUAAAAUAAAUAAUUGGUGAUUAAUAUGAGCUUUACACUAGAACAAAUAAUAUCAAUUUGAAAGGUAAAUAUACUAUGUUUUACUUAGAUAAGGAUUUGAUUUAUAGAUAAUCAGCUCAUCCAAUAUUGAUAAUAUAAAAAUCAAUUUUCUUGCAAUUAAUGAUAACUCUUUGAGUAUUGUUUGUGAGAAUUACUCAACAAAAAAAGAUUAAAUUAAAGUUCCAAUAAAUAUUGAACAUUCAUAAGUAAUAGCAUUUAUUACAGGAUUGAAAUUCUCAAAAAAAGAAAAUGUUUACUUUAAAUUAAGUUCUAUAACAGACUCAUAAGUUAUUUUUCAAACUUAACAAAAAGCUAUGGGUCUAUGUUUGGUUUUUGGUGAUGAAGAUAAAAUUGCUCAUAAUUAAUCAAUUAUUACAACUACUUUGAAAGAUAAUAACUUAGAGUUUAAUGUUGAAAAUAUUGAAGAUUCAAUCAUAUUGUAAUAUUAAUUCAAUAUUAUGAUUAGACCUUUAGAAAAUUAAAUACUAUCUUUUGAUGAUAUUGUGAGUAAAUUAUCCGUUGAAUCAAAGGAACAAGAAUAAUCAAUUAAAGUAUAAAAUGAAGAAGAAUAAUAUCUUGAUAUUGAUAGUAUCUAAAUAGAAACUGUGGGAUUAAACAAUAUCUAAUAGAAUUUUGGAGAUGAAGUUAUAUAAUCUGUUGAUAUUGAAUAUCUCUAACCUUAAAAAUAGAGUGCAUCAGAUUAAUUGUUGAAAAUAGAAGAAAAUCAUAUGGAAAGAGUUUAAGAAAUAAUAGGUUAGGCAGUAGAUGAAGAAAUGAAAUUAGAAGAACUAGAAGAAAAAAAGUUAUUAACAUAAAUGAAUUAAGUAAAUGUUGUAGAUAUACAAAAUAUCGAAGACACAAUUUAAUAAGAAAUUAUUAUUUAAUCAGCAUAUCAAGUAGUUCCAUAAACUGUAGAUGAGCUUGAUAUGGAUGUAUUAUAUAAAGAAUUCACAUUAAGUUAAGAACUUAAUGAUGAAUUUAUUGAAUAUAAUAAAAAUAUAAUUAGUCAAUAACAAUAAUAAUAAUAAUAAUAAUAGUAGUAAUAAUAAUCAUCAUAAGAAACUCUAGAAGUGAUUGAAUCUGUUGAUAUUGUUUAAGAUUAAUUAGUAAAUGAAAUAUAAUCUGAAAUUAUUAUUGGUAAAACUUAAACAUAAGAAUAAAUAUAAAAAACAGAAUAAAAAUAAUAAUCAAUUGAUGUCCCAUUAUUUGAUGAGGAUUUGUCAUUUGAUGACAUUGAUCUAGAAUUAGAUUUUAAAAAAAAAGAAGAAGAGUAAUAAAUAGCUCCUGCUUAAUAUAUAAUUGAUGUUUAUAAAUAAUUUGCAAAUGAAGAUGCAGAAAAAUUAAAUUAAAAAGUAAAUGAAGAUCGCCCAUUUUUUGAAGUGAAUACAGAAACUUUAACAGAAGAAAUGUCCGAUGAAUUAGAAAAUGAAUUAGAUGGACUUAGAGAUGGUCUUGAAGGAGUUGAUUUUUCUUUAUUUUUCGAUGAAUUUUCUUAGCCUAAUGAAAUGGAUAUACGCAUAUAACCAGUAUAAAAUUAGGAAGAAUAAUAAAAUAAAAAAAUAUAAUAAAAAUAUGAGGAACCUUAAUAAUUCAAAUAACCAAAAGAGAAAAUAGAAGAUGUAAUGAAAGAUCUUUAAAUUACUACAGAUAUUACAACAACAGAGGAUGAAAAAAAAUUAAUUACUUAACUGAAACAGAAAUCAGCUGAAUUGAAAAAGAAAUUAUAAGAAUAAUAUGAUGCUGUUCCUAAAUUGGAAUAAGCAAAGAAAUAAACUGAAGUGUCCAUUCAUCCAAUAGAUGAUUUAUGUAUAUAUAUUGAAUAUAUUUAAUAGAUCCUAAAAUAGAAUCUGAUACCAAGAUAAAUUAUGAAGUGGAAAGCAAGUAUGUUGAAUGGUCAAUGAGUUAAGAUUAAAAAAUACAAUAAAUAGGAUUAGAUCUGACAGAAGAUGAUCUAAGAAAUCCAAGAUUCUCGUUGUUAUAAAUGGAUCAAAAAUCAGAAUUAGAUAUUUAGAAAUAAAUUAAUGAAUUUUUAGGAUUUGAUGACUUAUCAUUUGUUAUGAUAAAGUAAAAUCUAAGGGGAAGAUGA
Molecule: messenger RNA, 2315 nt
Organism: Paramecium primaurelia
Lineage: Eukaryota; Ciliophora; Oligohymenophorea; Peniculida; Parameciidae
Source: the annotation of a GenBank genome assembly